UGUUGUUUAACUGGUAUGGAGUUCAUGAGUGGGGACUUUUAAGGUUUAUUAUUUGUGUCUUGUAGUGCAAAGUAAUUUUGCUGGUCCGUAACCUACAUUAUGAGGGGUGUUUGUCAGUUGCUGAUCUAGCAAUUGAAAUAAUAAAAAAAACACCAAGAGAUCUGGAGGCAUUUAAUUAGCCAUGCUUGAAGAUAAAAUAAUAUUUACUGAUUAGAGAUGUGGGUCUAGAUGCAAAGCUAAUUGACACCUUUUAAGGUGUGUAUGUGUGUAAAUAUAUAAUCAAUAGUUAGCAUGGACACAGAUUGCUAUAAUACAAAGCAUGUGAUCGUUACCCAAGUGGUUUAGUGACUGAUUCAUAUAAUCAUUGUCUCAAUGAAAGUUCAGUUCAUUUGUACACAUGGGGAGGAACUCUUAUAUUGUCCAAACCACUGGAAGAUUUAGUGUACAUUUUUAUAUACACAGAUUUAGGUGACAAGCGUGAUGGAUGGGUCGCCCCUGUAGAGCACGGAGUGAACUUCGUCAAUGAAUAUUACUUAUAGCUGAAACGGAGCGACAGAACGCUUCAAUGCACAAUUGCUUGGCAAAGUACACCAUGGAAUUUCAUAGUUUGCCCAAAUACUAUCAGCAGAUAAAAAGGUUAAAUCUCCUGCUACCAGAAGAAUUCUAGUCGUUCGUAGGGCUUUUUUUUUCUUGCAUUCACAAAGGAUUAGAAGGACAAAUAUAGCACACACAGGGUUUUUUUUCUCUCUCCUAACGUGCAUGUCAUAUACAAUGGAUAAGACAGUUUGUGUUGUGCUACAGUAGAUUUAUGAAUAGCCCACAUGUGAACCAUGAAAGCAAGAUAGUAAAGAGAAUCAGAAGAUGUGAAUUCAGGAUCCAUUAAUUCGAUUUGUGUUGUACAACAUGGUUUCCCUUCAACCACAAAACCUGUGCAUCACAAGACACUUUGUCAGCUGCUGACACAAAGGAUUGACACCGACAUUGGCAAUGAGCAGCAAGUAAAGAAAGGGGAGAUAAUCAAAGCUAGUAUAGAGGAAAACAAUAAUGUGGCACUGGACCUGAAAAAUGACAGUAGAGAACGGAUGAAUAAAAACAACAAUGGCUUCAGUAGAAUGACUGGAAGUGCUCCUCAUAAUAGCAGUGAAAAUAUCAAUUGGCUAAACGAUGGCUCUAGCAAUCAGUCUUCACCACCGAGGCCUUCCGAAGGUAUGAUAAGUAAUGUCAGCAGCAUAGGAAGUGAAUCCCUUUCUACCACCAUGUUAGCUUCUGCAGCCUCUCCAGGUAAUAUGUCAGGGGUUUUCCGACCGCCAUUGAAUGAAACUACUUCUAGACUUCUAACCCAUGGAAAUAGUCAAUAUCCGAGUCUAUAUUCAACUGGAGGUAGUGCGAGCAGUUCCAUUUCUCCUUACUCACUGCAGGGACACAGUCCCUCUACAGUACAAGGACCACACUUACAAUCUCUGGCACAUUAUAAUACAUAUUAUCAGCAUCCAUAUAAUUUGCAAAGAUCAGGUAUCCUGACAGGACCUUAUCCUCAAAUUGAGUCGUACUCGGCUGUGUUACAAAGCAUGGGCACUGUUGUGCAACAGACUUCACACACUCAAAUUCCACGCAAUACAUAUGGUCCGGUGACACAGUAUUCAGGGCUCAGUAGCUCUCACCCACGCUCGAUGUCUGCAUCAGUGUCUCCGAGCCCUGAUGCUCACCAUGGAGCCAGCCAACCGGAGAUGAGUCUCACAGAAAUGAAAAGAGAAAAAUUACAAGAGGAACACGAUAUGUUGUCUCGUCUGAAAGAUGAGCGUGCUCAAAGUCUUUCAUCUAUUGAAUUUUCUGGAGGAAAAUCUGUAUCAUUUAAGGACCCACCUCGUCGGGAAUCUCACCGCGAGGCCAGCUACAAAGUGCCUAGUGGAAAGGAGGGGAGUUUAAAACACCGUAUUCUUACUCGCCCUUCAGACAGUGCAAUACAGAGUUCUCAUUUAGACUCGAGGUUCUCUACCUACACGGGUGAUGAACCAGCCCUUAAACGAUCAAAAAAUAAUCAUGGUGGGGUGUCAACCAAACAUUCCAUGGACGAGGGUCCCAAUGUGCACUCCAUGAUGCCUCAGUCCUCCAUGCGACAGAGCCCAGCCAUGACCCAGGGCUCGGGUCCACAGUUACAUUACCCUCCCCAUUUCAUGAAAGGAUCAAUUAUACAGCUUAGUAAUGGUGAAUUAAAACGAGUGGAGGACUUGCAAACAGAUGAUUUUGUACAGAGUGCAGAAAUCAGCAGUGAUCUCAAAAUAGAUUCCAGUACUGUGGUGAAAAUUGAAUUUAAUCCCGACCACAGUACAGCCAUUCUUGGCUUUGUGGUUGGGGAACACAAAGUGCAGGUGACUGUGGAAGCUACGCUGGAGCACCCCUUCUUUGUCUUUGGACAAGGCUGGUCCUCGUGUGAGCCAGACAGAAGUCUUCACCGCUAUGGUUUGGAUUGCCAGAAGCUCUCCGUCGGGGAUGUCUGCAUCUCCUUAACACAUAAAGAUGUACAGGAGCGGGCAGCAGAAAUCUCCCAGCAACAACAGCAGGAGCUGAAAGAUUCACCUCACAGGUCAUCCCUCAGAAAUUCCACCUCCAUGCUAAGCCCUGCCCACAAGAGAAGCUCCCCCAAUGAUCCCGAGGGUCGCCCUAGGAAGCACCAUCUUUCCUCCAUGUCCAGUCCAAAAGACAAUGUAGAAAUUAAACAAGAGAACCCCCAUUAUAGUGUUACCUGAUAUUCCACCCUCUACUCAAACAAAUUAUAUCUUUGUUACUACUUCUUUGUUUUGUUGUUACAAAGCAAAAUUAUUAUAUGCUAUACCCUUCAUUGUUUUUGUAUGUAUAACAGCAAUCUGAUGAGACUUUUGAUAUUGUCAUACAUAUUUCAAUUUAAAACUCCAAGACAAAGGUAUAUUGUAUGAUAUGCCAUCUUUUGAUUUACAUUAGUUUACAUGUAAUGACACUGUGUUGCUGCUUAUAUUUUCAAUAGGUUAGAUGUGUUCUGCCUUCUGAUUGGUUAAAAGGUUGCACCAUCUGGAGACAUGGACUCAAUCAGGUUGCUGUUUUAGUGCAAUUGUUUAAAGUCCCAGCACUAUAAUAUGAUUGUUUCAAAAGUGCUAUUAGAAGUUUUCAAUGCUUGUUAGUCUAGAUAGAUUUCCAGAUUGUUUCCCCAUGUUUCUAGUUAUGCUGCUCAUGAAUGGUGUAUAUUAUUGAAGGCAUAUAACCAACUCACUUGAAUUAUGCCACAGAUAUUGAUAAGAACAUGUGAUUCAUAGUAUUUUUCUCAUCUAUUUUUAGAGAAGGAGAUCUGCUGGAAGCUAGUUGUCUUUUUUCUGAAAAGAUUGAGCCUUUUGAACAUAAAACUUUUGUUUAAUGAACAAAUAAUCCACUUAGUAAUCCUUCGAAUCAAAUUUUUAAAAGUACUAUAUUUUUGCCCCUCGGCAGUUGACAAAUUUUUAUGAUGUCAUCAGUAUUUUUAGAGUGCUUUGUUAUAUAGUAUAUGAUUCAUCGGAUUUUUAUUUUGAAUUGAUGUAUACUGUACAUUUAUUGUGAAAAAAAGCCAAUAUGGUUUUGUUAUCGACUGUCUAUUCUUGUUAUUACAUGUUGUUUCAUGAAAAAUUGUGAUAAUUUUAGAUUAUUUUUUAUUAUAGAAAACGCACAAUGUAUGUGUAUCUCAAAUUUUUACGGAAAGCAAUUAAUGUUGUAACAUUAUAUUGGACAUAAUUUAAUUCAAAUAAAUUUUUAUUUUUUUUCAAUGAAUUUGAAGUAAAUAGAUGUUAUAGAAAUUAUUGUUCCAUCAAAUGAUGACUUUCUUUAUAAAAUGUCAAUAUACUGAUAACAUAUCUGUCUUUUAUAACAUUUAUCUUUAAUGCACUUUAUGUCAAAAAUCCAUGUAUUAGAAAUGCACAGCACAAAACCAGUGUUAAAAAUAUUUAUGGCAAACUUUUUUUAUCUAAAAGGUGAUAUCAUAAACUAUAAAAUGUCAGAGAGAAUGAUAUAUAUCUUGCUGAACGACAACUAUUUUUUUUAAGACGAUAGAUGGGAUGUUUUGUAAUGCCCUUCCAUGAUUUAGGAAUUAUGCAUCAUAGUCAUGCAAUGUUAAAGGAAUUGUGGUCUGUAAAGUAUACCAUCAAUCUCUUCUUGUUCAUAACAAUCCAGUCAUAGUGAUAUCUAAUCUGGUUAUUGUGUAGCAGCCACCACAUUUGAUGAGCAAUUAUCAAACCAUUUUAUGAUACAGGAAUUGUCAGAAUCUGGGCUAUAGGAUAGCAGUUGCACUUAUUAUGCAAUGUCUUUGUUAGCUUACCUAAGUUAAAGCCUCACGUGAGCUUUUCUGAUCAAAAUUUGUCCGGCAUUUUUUGUCGUUAUCUUUUCACAUCUUUUUCUCCAGAACCGCUCGGCCAAUUUCAAUCAAACUUGGUACAAAUUAUCCUUAGGUGAAAGGGAUUCAAGUUUGUUCAAAUGAAGGGUCGUGUCCCUUUCAAAAGAGGGAGAUAAUCAAGAAAAUCCAGAAGAAGAAAAAAAGAUGGAGUCAUUUAAAAAUCUUAACAAGAACCACUAAGCCAAAAAAGUUGAAUUUUACCAGAAAGCUUUAUAAUGCAGAUUUAAGUUUGUUCAAAUUAUUGCCCCCAGGGGUAGGGUGGGGCCAAAAUAGGGGAUCAAAGUUUUACAUGGAGAUGUAUAGGAAAAAUCUUCCCCAGAUCAACAGGGCCAUAUUAGUCAUAUCAAUAUGCAAACAUCUGAAAUUAGUGCAAAAAUAAAAUUUGUUCAUUUCAAGAAAGCUGGGGGUAAAAUGAGCCACAUAUUCAUAUCGGAAUAUACAGAAGAAAAGUUAUGCUAAGCAAAAUCUACUGAAUUGUUUUUGGUAGGGAUUUCAUAUUUAUAUAUAGAGAGAGAUUCAUUAUGGCAAGACCUUGUAUUUUAUUAUGACAUCUUUACCUUGUGACUCUGUAUCACGGUUAUGUCGUGACCCUGGGGCUAAGUUCAGGCCACAAUAUGGGGUCAAAAUUUUUCAUAAAAAUAAAGAUUGAAAAACUUUUAGAAAUCACAACAGCAGGGCCAAGGUGACUCGGGUGAGUGAUGUGGUCCAUGGGCCUCUUGACCCACCUCUCAAUACUAAAGGAGACAUGAUAACAAUUUGCUUUGAUUACAAAUGCAAAGGGCAGUAACUCCUACUAAUUGAAAAGUAUUUCCUAUUUUUGUAGAAAAAAUGUCAGCUAAAAUAAACCUACAAUAAUAUACCCUCAUCAUAGCCUUGUUGAUGAUUGAUCAGAUAUUGAUUUUUCUCAUGUAAAUCCCUUUACAAUAGGGGGGGGGGGGGGGGGUAGGUAAGAACUGCAACUUCUUGAUUUUCUGCAUACAUGUAUUACCCCAUACAAUGACUAGAUCUCUUUUCAUAGAUUACAUAGUAAAGAAAGGAUUGUUUUCACAAGUGCAUAUAUCUACUCAACUAAUUUUAGAUCUCUUAUUACUGGCAAUAUCUUCAGAUGCAAUUUCUGAGCAAUUGAUUAAAUUUCUUGUUGCAAGAAUGUUCAACUCUUUGCACACAGUACGCAGUCAGUGCCUUGCUCUUACUGAGGAACAGGAGAGUAAAUAUUCCAAUGAUAUCAGAAGCAGUAGUACACCAAUUGAAAAUGAUAUACAAGUAGAAGGGAAAACACGAAAAUUUGAAGAAGAAAAAAUUAUAUGAGCAAUUUUAUAAAUUGCAUCACAAUUUGUUUUAAAGUGAAGAAUGAAAUGUAUUAAAGUGUGGAGUACGAUAUGAUUAACAUAAAAUCUCAAAUCACCAAAAUCUUCAUUGCAGUUUACCAUCUUUGUUAAAUCAACAGUUGUAUUUUUGGUCGAAUAUUCGACUCAAUUUCACAGUCACAAAUGGAAGGAGGUUGAACUUGUACAAUGUGAGCUACAUUUCACUUUUCAUUUCAGCCAGUAAACAUACACCCACUUUAUCCCAGAGAAUUCAUUGAAACAAUUCAUGUCAUUUGAUGACCUCACUCUCAUUGUUUGUGCGACGGGGAAUUUUGAUAUAGCUCAGGGAUUCAGAGGAAUGAAGGUUCACACUUCGUGGCCCGAUUUGUGAUAGAGAAUGGUCGGGGGCCGGCAGCUAAAAAGAUCUGGAGGAAUAAAUACAUCACAACAUCGCACUAUCUGCAUAUACCCAGUGCCUUUCAUAUUGUCCAAGGAACGCAUUUUGUUGCUCAUUUUUAAGGCAUCCUUGCAUAUGACAGAACAAAAAGUUAGAAAAGUUGGUAUUUUAAAAAUUAUGAUCUGUUCAGGAUCUGGAGGAAUUAUCAGAUAGGGAGGGAGGUGUUUAUUUGUUUUUCUUUUGAUUGUGUUGUCCAUACAUGCAGUUUUGACAACAGUCAUAUAAUCAAACCCAGUGAACUGAUCAUGUGAAAACUUACACAGAGAGGUGUACAGACAAUUUUUCGCCAUACUUCAUUUUCAUCCAGUCAUCUUUAGGAAAAUUUUCAAGUCAUUUAUAGAAAAAUGCAAUGUCCCAGGGUUGAAUUGAUUGCAUGUAUAUUUUAUAGUCUCCUGUGAACAGGAAUAAAAUGGUUAUAAAGUUUAGUACACUAGAAAUUUUGUCAUAGAAAGUUUAAAGCGUGCUAAAAUAAGAAAUUGUUGUAGAAAUGUUCUGCAUCUAUUGUUUGCAUAUAAGUGAAAAUGUUUUCAUGGAGUUUGGUUUUUGUACAGUCUCUCCAUUAAGACCAAUCUUUCAUAGGUAAUAUUCGACUCUGUUGACAGAUUUCUUUCGAGUCUCAAAUUUACAGGAAGAUGUCAAUCCACAGAGAUAUAAUGAUUUUGCAACAUGUCAUAUCGUGUAUCUCGAUCUUGACAGACACCCAUUACCAGUUGUUUGCACUCUGCAUAUUGUGUCAUUGACAUUACUAGCAGUAUUUGUAUAUUACAUUGUAAGUGCUUGUAAAACCUUCCUCACUUAAACUUUCACAUAUCCCUUAUCUGCAAGAUGUACAUGUUCAUAUAAUGAUCAUAUAUUGUAAGGUUGGUAAUGUGCUGUAUUUCACAGCAACACGCAUUUGAAUGACUUACGUGUGGUCAAAUCUUGCUUGUUAAUUUUUGUUUGAAUUUUCUCUGCAUUUUACUUUUAUCCUGUGCUGAGAAAAUCCUACCCUAAGUUGAGUCUGUUAUACUGAUGUUAUCCACAAUGUUAUUUUGUUAGUUGUGCUUAACUUGGAUGUGAACUAGUUUUGUACAAAUUGACACAAAAUGUUAAAAAAUCAUUGAAUAUACAGUUUAAAGUGCUCCUGUUUUAAUAAGUCUGUUAAAACAAGUAAAAGCCAUUCUAAAAAUAAAGUAUUUAUCAAAUUGCCAA
Molecule: messenger RNA, 7345 nt
Organism: Ostrea edulis (European flat oyster)
Lineage: Eukaryota; Metazoa; Mollusca; Bivalvia; Ostreida; Ostreidae
Exons: 3
Coding region: 1083-2747 (554 amino acids)
Biological process (GO): regulation of DNA-templated transcription
Molecular function (GO): protein binding; RNA binding
Source: RefSeq, a predicted model, not a curated record